UGAAAAAUGCUUAAUCAUUCUUCAUGUUUUCAGUUUGCCUUACUGGAAGAAAAGCAUUCUUAACUGUUGGAUUUCAGAAUGAAUUCCAGCCAAACUAAUAUUGUGGAUAUUACUCCUCUCUGCUAUGAAUUUGUAAAUGGAUCUUGUCCAAAGUUUGUCUAUCCUGCACUUUUGAGGGUUUCUCUUUAUUUGUUCUUUACUGCAGUGGUGACUUUAACAGUGUUUGGAAACCUUUUUGUCAUUGUAACCAUUAUUCAUUUUAAGCAGCUGCACAUGCCGACUAAUUACCUUGUUUUGUCUCUGGCUGUGACUGAUCUGCUUCUCGGUAGUGCUGUGAUGCCUCCUUUCAUGGUACAGUGUAUUGAUAAUUGUUGGUAUUUGGGCCCUGUAUUAUGCAAAGUAUACAACAGUAUUGUUAUCAUGGUGUGCACUGCUUCUAUUUUAAAUUUGUCAUUUAUAUCUAUUGACAGAUACUAUGCUGUAUGUCAUCCUCUGCAAUAUCAAACUAAAAUCACCCCCUUUGUUACAGGAAUAAUGAUUUUUAUCUGCUGGAUUGUCUCAGCGGCAGUUGGUUUUGUAAUAAUAUUUCUGGAAAUUAACCUUAUAGGCGCUGAAGACUUUUACUAUGAGCAUGUUGCAUGUGAAGGAGGUUGUGUCUUGUUCCAAAGUACAACAUCAAGCACUUCUUCCUCUUUGCUUUCUUUCUAUUUUCCAGGUGUUGUAAUGCUCAGUAUAUAUAUGAAAAUAUUCCAUGUUGCUCAAAAGCAAGCAAAGUCUAUUCAGGACUCAAAAUGUAAAAACAGUACUCAAUCAAUUAUAAAAAAAGAGGAGAAAAAAGCCACCAAAACCCUGGCAACUAUUUUAGGGGUUUUCCUUUCACUUUGGAUGCCGUUUUUCAUCUGUAAUGUAAUGAAUCCUUAUAUUGGUUAUGCAAUCCCUCCAGGUUUUUUUUUUACACUUGCAUGGAUUGGAUAUAUGAAUUCAACAGUCAACCCUAUUGUGUAUGCUUUUUUCUAUGCAUGGUUUAGAAAAGCAUUCAGGAUGGUUUUAUCAGGGAAAAUAUUUCAGCCAGGGUCUUCAAGAACAAAUUUGUUUUCACACUGAAAAAUAUUUACCCCAUGACAAAUGUCUGUUAAAAUGAUCACAAAAAAGAUGCUAUGUACUGAACUAAAACCACUGAUAAUAACUUGAUAGUAAAUGUAUGUAGAGACAGUAAAUACAUAUAUGUAGAGACAAAUAAAGAAGUAUUUUGAACUUU
Messenger RNA from Astyanax mexicanus (Mexican tetra), 1258 nucleotides. Its product is annotated as trace amine-associated receptor 1-like. The coding region runs from base 79 to 1104 and encodes 341 amino acids. Lineage: Eukaryota; Metazoa; Chordata; Actinopteri; Characiformes; Acestrorhamphidae. Gene Ontology annotation, biological process: adenylate cyclase-activating adrenergic receptor signaling pathway. The record is from RefSeq and is a predicted model, not a curated record. Gene Ontology annotation, cellular component: membrane. Gene Ontology annotation, molecular function: trace-amine receptor activity. The transcript is spliced from 2 exons.